Molecule: messenger RNA, 1270 nt
Organism: Brassica napus (rape)
Lineage: Eukaryota; Viridiplantae; Streptophyta; Magnoliopsida; Brassicales; Brassicaceae
Product: protein RETICULATA-RELATED 2, chloroplastic
Exons: 1
Coding region: 134-1099 (321 amino acids)
Source: RefSeq, a predicted model, not a curated record
UUUAAAAGGCGAACGAGAUUCUCUGUCUCUCUCUCUCUCUCUCUGUCUGCACGCCGUGAUUCGAUUCAAUCUCAGAUCUCUCAGAUCUUUAGUUCAACUUCUCCCAUUCUUGAAGCGACUCGUUGAGAAGAAGAUGGCGGCUAUAGCUCGUCUCCACUUGUCGGCUAAACCGAACCAGACCGGUCCUAGAGCGAUCAACCUCACGCGCGAUCCAAGGCUCGUCGUCUCGUUUCCACGCAAUGCAUCGGUAUGUUCCUCCCUCCGCACAUCUCCAAAUCUCCCGGCGGCUUCAUCCGCCGGAGGAGGAGGUAGCGGCGGAAACUUCGUCGGAGGCGGCGGCGGCGGUGAUAACGGAGAUUCAGGAGGGAAGCAAGAACCGUCUCCAUGGGGACCGAUAGGGAUGUUCAUCCAAGGAUGGAGAUCACGAGUCGCAGCUGAUCCUCAGUUCCCAUUCAAAGUCCUCAUGGAAGAGCUCGUUGGCGUAACCGCCAACGUACUCGGCGACAUGGCCUCACGCCCCAACUUCGGACUCAACGAGCUAGACUUCGUCUUCUCGACCCUCGUCGUGGGUUCGAUCCUCAACUUCACGCUCAUGUACCUCUUAGCUCCCUCCGCAGCCUCCGCGGGGGCCUCGAAUCUCUUGCCUGGGAUCUUCAAAGCCUGUCCAGCGAGUCAUAUGUUCGAACAGGGGAGCUUCACGGUCGUGAACCGUUUCGGGACUUUAGUGUACAAAGGGAUGGUGUUUGCUACCGUGGGGCUAGCCGCGGGGCUUGUAGGGACGGCUAUCUCUAAUGGGUUGAUCAUGCUGAGGAAGAAGAUGGACCCCGGGUUCGAGCCGCCGAAUAAGGCUCCCCCGACGGUGCUGAACUCGUUGACUUGGGCGGCUCAUAUGGGGGUGAGUGCUAAUGUGAGGUACCAGACGUUGAAUGGGGUUGAGUUUUUGAUGGAGAGAGGGUUGCCGCCGUUGGUGUUUAAGACGGGUGUGGUGGCUUUGAGGGUUGUGAACAAUCUUUUGGGUGGGAUGUCGUUUGUUGUGUUGGCGAGGUUGACUGGUUCGCAAUCUGUGGGGGAGGAGAAGGCGGAGGAGAAAGAUGAUUGAAUAGAGUUUUUUUUUUUUUUUAUGGUUGGUUAUGUUGUAAGGUUAGGCACAAGAGGCAUCUUCUUGAGUUGAAAUCUUUUUUUUUCAGGUUCUUAAUUACAAAAAGCAGAAGACAUUGUUCUUGUAUGUGUUUGGAGACCAAAUAAAGACAAAUCCAUUUUAUUUCUUUAA